UUCUGCACAAAAAUCGGCAGUCUACAAAUUAGUAUAUUUAUUAACAAAUUGAUCUAUAAUAGAAUAAUUCUAAUUGUCACAGCACCUGGCGCAUACAGUCCAGAAAAGGUAAAUUUAGACAGAGGGCCCCAAUAUAGUUUAUCGGGUAAAGGCAAACCGGAAAGGCCCAACGAAAAUCCAGGCCCCGCUGAUUACUAUCCAGAGAAAGUAAUAAAUUUGGAACAUAAACCUUAUUUCAGUUUUGGUAAUAGAAGGCCCUUGGAAUGGUCUAGGGAUACACCAGCUCCAGGCACUUAUUCUCCAGAAAAAGUAAAUUUAGAUAAAUCACCGCAAUACUCAUUCGGUGUAAAGGCAUUAACUGAGAAACCCGAUGAUAUACCAGCUCCGGGAAGCUACCAUCCUGAGAAGGUAAAUCUGAACAAAUCACCCCGAUACAGUUUUGGAGUUAAGACUACUGUGCACGAUACGAGUUCCCUACCAGGUCCGGGCGAAUACAGUCCAGAGAAAGCUAUGCUUUUAUUAGAAAAAGCAUUCCGAUUUACUUUUGGUCUUAGGACGAGUAUAUACAGGCCCGAUAAUAUCCCAGCUCCAAAUGUUUAUAAUAUUCCUUCCGCUCUUGGUGGAACUAAGGAAGGAAACAAGAAAGCAGCACCCGCUUAUUCGAUCUCAGGUAGACAGAAGGUCUUCACAGAUGAUCGAGUUUUAGUUCCUGGACCUGGGACGUAUGAAGCUAUUAAACCGGAUGCAGUCAGGGUGAAGAGUCCCGCUUAUAGCAUAAGCGGCCGCUAUCAGCUGCCCAAUGACCAUUCCCAGAUCCCAGGACCCGGUGCACAUUGCCCAGAAAAAGUACUCCUUGACAUUCCUCCAGCGCAUUCAUUUGGCAUUAGGCACUCGCAGUACAUAUGCAACUUGAAGGACAUGGUCUAUUAACAUGAAUGCCUCGCGGGUUUCUGCUUUCGUCAUUCUACCUUGAGAGACUAAACGAUGUAACAAUAAUAUUGCUGGAGAAAACAGGUCACUUCUUAACGCUUCGUAUAAGUGAUAUUAUUUAGUACGUAAUUAUCGGUGCUGUUAACAAUGAAAACCUGGUCCAAAAUGAGUGCAACAUGUUUGAUUUAAAAAAGUACAUCAUCGAAGGUUUUUACUUUUAGUGUUUUUUGUCAUAUUCAUAACGUGUAUUGUCAAUACUGAUAUUAAUUAGAUGACUUUGAUAGUAGAUUCACCUUUCUGUUUUUGUUUAAAUGUACGCUAUUCUUAUUUUGGAAACGAGAAAUAAACAUUCGAUAUAUUA
Molecule: messenger RNA, 1291 nt
Organism: Ceratina calcarata
Lineage: Eukaryota; Metazoa; Arthropoda; Insecta; Hymenoptera; Apidae
Product: outer dense fiber protein 3-B-like
Exons: 7
Cellular component (GO): cytoskeleton
Source: RefSeq, a predicted model, not a curated record